This is a messenger RNA of Patella vulgata (common limpet), 742 nucleotides long. Its product is annotated as nucleolar protein 12. The record is from RefSeq and is a predicted model, not a curated record. Gene Ontology annotation, cellular component: nucleolus. The transcript has 5 exons. Gene Ontology annotation, molecular function: RNA binding. Lineage: Eukaryota; Metazoa; Mollusca; Gastropoda; Patellidae. Bases 34 to 642 code for a protein of 202 amino acids.
CGGAAGGUGAAAAGAGUCUCAAGUAAAUAAAGCAUGGAGAAUAAAACAGAAAAUAAAAUACCCAAACAUAAAUCUAAAAAGAACAGAGCAACUAAACUUAUUUUAUCUUUUGAUGAAACAAGACGAAGAGAUUACCUGACAGGCUUCAGAAGACGUAAAAAGGAAAGACAAACCCAUUAUAAGGAGAAAUUAGAAAAUAAGAUAAGAAAUGAGAAGAAAGAAUUCAGAAAAGAAGCUAAAGAACUCAUGUGUAAAGCUCAUUUAGAGCCUGAUAUGUUACCUGAUGUUCAAGACUUAGUAAAGCCUACUGUUGUUGAUCUACCAGAACAUACAGUUAUUAUAACAGAUAUAACAGAAGUGGAUUUCUCAGGUGGAUGUGGUCUAAGAUUGGGUAAAAAUCUGGUAAAUGAUGCAAAAGAAGAUUAUACAUCCGAGUACAAACAAAAUAAAGAUGUAAAAGAAUUAACCAAACAGAAGUCAGCUAUGAAGAAAAGAAUGGAGCACAUCAGCACAUUGGAAGUAAAACACAAGAUGAUAACCGAUAAACUUGAAUGUAAAGCAAAAAAUAAACAUAAAAAACGUCGCAGGGGCAACAAGUCAAAGAUGAAGAAAGGAAACAAGAAAGGCGGUAGAAAGAAAUAAUUGAUUUUGUCUUUAACUUAUCCUGUAAAUAAAAUUAUGUAGUUAUUACCAUAAUGAAUAUAUAUGUAUUAUCAUAAUAAAUACAGAACUUGAAAGUGUU